AUGAACUCGUUCGUGGAGUACUCGUACCACCAGCCGCACGUGCACCAGCAACACCCGGACCCAGGUUUCUCUCUGGCUCCGGGUUCGUUCCACACGGGCCCCAGUGCACAGAGCGCCUCCUCCAGAGGAGACAGUGGGUACAGUGGGGACGCGCGGCUGUACCAGGAGCCUCUGCCCACUCACCAUCAGCAGCACGAGCAUCAGCAGAACCACGGCUACCAUCACGCGCCCCCACAGCACCACGCGCACGCUCAGCAGAGCGCGCCCCCGCACCAGAACGCACAGAACGGGCUCGUUUACGGUGGCCCAGGAGCCGGCUACAGCUCCUGCGCCGCGAGCUCGGACUAUGUCAGCCCGCAGUACUUCUUGGAGGAGCCCGUGGGGCCUUCGUACUACCAGCAACCUUUCCCCUGCUCAGCCCCAAACACCGGCCCGAGCUACGGGACCCUGGCAGGGGCCUACUGUGGGCCUACAGCCGGACAGUACCCGCAGCAGCAGCCUCUCCCCGGGUACCUUCUCCAGCCUGGAGCCUACGGCGAUCUGUCACUGAAUCAGGAGCGGGAGAGGCCCGAGGAGGAGCCCGGGGCCCCGAAGGGGCAGACGUUUGACUGGAUGAAGGUGAAGAGGAACCCUCCUAAAACAGUAAAAGUGGCAGAGUACGGGCUCGCGGGCGCGCAUAACGUGAUCCGCACAAACUUCAGCACGCGCCAGCUCACGGAGCUGGAAAAGGAGUUUCACUUCAGUAAGUACCUGACGCGCGCGCGCCGCGUGGAAAUCGCGGCCACGCUCGAGCUCAAUGAGACCCAGGUGAAGAUCUGGUUUCAGAACCGGCGCAUGAAGCAGAAGAAGCGCGAGCGUGAAGGGGCUCCCGCUCGCUCUCCGGCCUCCGGUGGCGGUAAAGAUCCAGAUGACUCCAACUCGGAACAUUCCUCCGCGUCCACGUCUCCAGGUGCGUCUCCGAGCUCCGAGACAUAG
Molecule: messenger RNA, 975 nt
Organism: Periophthalmus magnuspinnatus
Lineage: Eukaryota; Metazoa; Chordata; Actinopteri; Gobiiformes; Gobiidae
Gene: hoxb1a
Product: homeobox B1a
Exons: 2
Coding region: 1-975 (324 amino acids)
Biological process (GO): regulation of transcription by RNA polymerase II
Cellular component (GO): nucleus
Molecular function (GO): DNA-binding transcription factor activity, RNA polymerase II-specific; RNA polymerase II cis-regulatory region sequence-specific DNA binding
Source: RefSeq, a predicted model, not a curated record